AUGCUCAACGCCACCGCCGAUUGGCUCGCCGCGCACACCGACGCGCGGGCGGCGUACGUGCACGUCGAGCGCGACAACGUACCCGCCAGACGCGCGUACGAGAAAGCCGGCUUCGCCGCGGAGAGCGCCGAGACCGACGCGGAGGCGCUCGCGCGCGAGAGACCGCCCAGACUACUGCUCCAUCGCGAGAUUACGCGACGAUGA
Ostreococcus tauri is the source of this 204-nucleotide messenger RNA. Its product is annotated as Acyl-CoA N-acyltransferase. NCBI's taxonomy places the organism in Eukaryota, Viridiplantae, Chlorophyta, Mamiellophyceae, Mamiellales, Bathycoccaceae. The coding region runs from base 1 to 204 and encodes 67 amino acids. The transcript has a single exon. The record is from RefSeq and is a predicted model, not a curated record.